AUGAGGAACACUUACCUCACCAGAGAAGAUAAAAAGCUCAUGAAGCCAGUGAUAGAGAAGAGGAGACGGGACAGGAUAAACCAGAGCCUGGACCAUCUGAGGACACUUCUUCUGGAGGCCACUCGUGAUGAGUCCUUAAAAAAUCCUAAAACUGAAAAAGCUGAUAUACUGAAAAAGACCGUGCAGUUUUUGAAACUGUGUCAUAAUUCAGGUCCAGAAGAUGCCAAAACUACUAAGUUUGAGUUCAAAGGUGGGUUUCAAGAAGGAAUGAGCCAAGCCACCAGCUUCUUAAGCUCCACAGUCAGUAUUUGUGGAAAGAAGAGAGACUAUGUUGUAGAAAAACUAUGUCAACACAUGGAGGAGAGGGGUCCCAAUGAGUGGAAGAAAACCACAUCAGAUAACUCCUUCAGUGUUGACCAGAGACAACUCAUAGAAAGCCCACCUCAAAUCUCACGGCUCCCAGAAGACACCCUGAAAAUAUACCCUGAAACCCAACCCUGCCAACCAUUUAUCCAUUAUCCCUCACCCUCCAAUUCAUCUGAAACUCCCUCUUUUGGACAGGUCCCACAGUCUCCCGCACACAAGACACAACCCAACAGCUGUAGAAAGUCUGUCCAAAGAACUCUCUUCCCUCCUUCAGCCUCUAUCUCCUCCCUUGGCCCGAGCCUUGUCUGGAGACCCUGGCCCUAGAUUUUUAUUUCAAAAACUUUUUACUUUUUUUUGUAAAUAAGCAUUGUAAAUUUAAAUUAUUUUUUAUCUUUGCUACCUAUU
Molecule: messenger RNA, 771 nt
Organism: Pseudophryne corroboree (corroboree frog)
Lineage: Eukaryota; Metazoa; Chordata; Amphibia; Anura; Myobatrachidae
Product: transcription factor HES-7.1-like
Exons: 4
Coding region: 1-690 (229 amino acids)
Biological process (GO): regulation of transcription by RNA polymerase II; anterior/posterior pattern specification; regulation of neurogenesis
Cellular component (GO): nucleus
Molecular function (GO): RNA polymerase II cis-regulatory region sequence-specific DNA binding; DNA-binding transcription factor activity, RNA polymerase II-specific; protein dimerization activity
Source: RefSeq, a predicted model, not a curated record